AAUGUAUGGAUAGAUUGUACCGGAGAUUGUUAAACGUGAUUCUGUUUCCUGUUAACGCUCUAGUUAUUUACGAGUGCGACAUAUGUCCAGUUUUGACGGACGGUUCUUGUAGAGGGAAUAUGAGGCCUUCAACGAACAAGUCAGUCUCCUGAUCAUGGCCGUAACGACUUGUUGUUGUUGCCUGAACUUCAUAAGGUGGAACGCUGUUGGAGCUCUAGUGGAAAUUAAAAGCCUGAUUCGUUGGACGUAAUUGGCUUGUGUCUCCUUUGGCACCACAAGUCGCUAUAUGUGUCUGGUUACAAUUUUCACUUUUGUUGUUUGCUUUUUUGGCAUUUAGCCG
This is a messenger RNA of Linum tenue, 340 nucleotides long. Lineage: Eukaryota; Viridiplantae; Streptophyta; Magnoliopsida; Malpighiales; Linaceae. The record is from the annotation of a GenBank genome assembly.